Messenger RNA from Thermochaetoides thermophila DSM 1495, 573 nucleotides. RefSeq lists its product as uncharacterized. Gene Ontology annotation, biological process: mRNA cis splicing, via spliceosome. The transcript has 3 exons. NCBI's taxonomy places the organism in Eukaryota, Fungi, Ascomycota, Sordariomycetes, Sordariales, Chaetomiaceae. Gene Ontology annotation, molecular function: RNA cap binding. Bases 1 to 573 code for a protein of 190 amino acids. The record is from RefSeq and is a predicted model, not a curated record. Gene Ontology annotation, cellular component: nuclear cap binding complex.
AUGCGAGGGCCACGGACAACAGUUGAGCGGCUGGAUCAGCCGAGCGCCUAUUUUCUGAACCGGAGCAAUAAACGCAGGCGCAUUGACAAGGAACAUCGCGAAGGUGAGGAUAACUCUAGCAGCCCGGAGGAAGAUCCGGUCGUCAAGCUCCAGAAUGCGACCACUCUCUAUGUGGGUAACUUGUCCUUCUACACCACCGAAGAGCAGGUGUAUGAGUUGUUCUCUAAGUGUGGCGAGAUCAAGCGCCUUGUCAUGGGGCUUGACCGCUACACCAAGACACCGUGUGGCUUCUGCUUUGUCGAGUACUACACUCACCAGGACGCGCUCGAUUGCAUGAAGUAUAUCGGCGGCACCAAGCUCGAUGAACGCAUUAUCCGGACAGAUUUGGACCCUGGCUUCACCGAAGGCCGACAGUACGGCCGCGGAAAGUCUGGCGGCCAAGUGCGGGAUGAGUAUCGUGAGGACUACGACGAAGGCCGCGGUGGCCUUGGUCGACAGAUUCAGUUGCAGCGCAUGAGGGAGCGCGAACGCGAAGCCCGUGAAUUUGACGAUAACUAUGCUCGGCUGAGAUAA